AAAGGAUAGACCCGGGUUCGGCAGGGAGCAAGGCAUCUGGCGUCGGCCUCGCAUUAAAAUCCUAGGGUUUCUUUCACUUCUCCAGAGAAGAGAAUUUUACCAGAGAAAAAGCCAUCUUCAAGAAUCGAAACCUAGGGUUUUUUCUGCGGCGGAAGCUAUGCCGAAGAAUAAGGGUAAGGGAGGGAAGAACAGAAAGAGAGGAAAGAACGAAGCCGACGAUGAGAAGAGAGAGCUCGUCUUCAAAGAAGACGGCCAAGAGUACGCUCAGGUGCUCCGUAUGCUAGGCAACGGCCGGUGCGAGGCCAUGUGUAUCGACGGCACCAAGCGGCUCUGCCAUAUCCGUGGCAAGAUGCACAAGAAGGUCUGGAUCGCUGCCGGUGAUAUAAUUCUCGUCGGCCUCCGGGACUACCAGGACGACAAGGCCGAUGUGAUCCUCAAGUACAUGCCCGAUGAGGCUAGGCUGUUGAAGGCUUAUGGAGAGUUGCCUGACAACACCAGGCUCAACGAGGGUAUUGGUGGUGGAUUGGAUGAGGAGGAUGACGGCACUGGCAACGAUUAUAUUGAGUUUGAGGACGAGGAUAUUGAUAAAAUUUAAGCGCUUGGGUUUGGAUUGGAUUGGGUUUCCGAGUUCGGCGAUCACGGUCUCCACAGCUUCCGUUCUAAUUGCGCCCCUCCCCCUUCUUCUUCCUUUUAAUUGCCAUAUGAUGCUAAAUGAUCUGUAAUAUUUGAAGCUCUAGUAUGCCUGAGUUUUACAUGUUAUGACCUUUGCAUGGUGAAUUAAUGCAAUAAUAGCCUGUUAUCUCUUUAGUUUGACUGUUCUGUUGGCAGCUUGGAAUUGUUGUAUGUUUUAGGUAUUCAUAAUCAAAUGAUUUCCCUCAUUUUGCUGACUA
Neltuma alba is the source of this 890-nucleotide messenger RNA. RefSeq names its product eukaryotic translation initiation factor 1A. The transcript has a single exon. Bases 158 to 595 code for a protein of 145 amino acids. The record is from RefSeq and is a predicted model, not a curated record. Gene Ontology annotation, molecular function: translation initiation factor activity; RNA binding. Gene Ontology annotation, biological process: translational initiation. Lineage: Eukaryota; Viridiplantae; Streptophyta; Magnoliopsida; Fabales; Fabaceae.